Lactuca virosa is the source of this 852-nucleotide messenger RNA. NCBI's taxonomy places the organism in Eukaryota, Viridiplantae, Streptophyta, Magnoliopsida, Asterales, Asteraceae. The record is from the annotation of a GenBank genome assembly.
AUGGCAUCCAGACGACCCAUGUUGGUAUGGAUCCCUAUGUAUCCUUAUACGAAAGAGUGCUACUUAGAGGACUUUGAGGGAAACUAUUUCAAAACCCUCCUUCCCCAUUGUGUUGGCAUUGGUAAGGAGUGUGUUGGAUUAACUUGUGGUUACAUGGUCUUUUACGGGGAGAAAACCCGUGACUUUUGGCUUAUAAAUCCUAUCACAAGGAAUGAACUUCAUUUCCCGGCUUUCCCAGGUUCACCAGGUAAGGCUAUUCUUGUCUUUUCACCUUCAAUGCCUGGGUCUGGGUUGGUGCUUGUUGUGUUAAAUCGAUCCAGCUAUAGAAUAUGGUUUUCACUAGAGGGUAAAGGAGCACGGAAUCAUGUCUCUUCUGUUAACCACUUUCUUGAUCUACACGCUUUCAAGGGAAAGAUAUAUACCCUAAACUCCAAUGGGUGUUUAUAUGAACUGAGGUUCAAUCCAAAGCCCAAAUUGACUCUACUAGAAAUCAAGAAUUUGGGGGAGUCACGUAUCUUUCAUCGGGAGUUUGUAAGUUCGGGUGAAAAUCUUUAUGUUAUACAAUACAUUUCCGAAGAUUUGUUCCAAGUUCAGGAACUAAAUUUUGGUGAGAUGAAAUUGGUGUCGCUAGAAGAAAAUACAAUAGGAGAAUAUGCUUUUUUUCUAAGCAUAUGGAAUCAUCAUAGUGUUGCAAUUAAACCAGAGUCAUGGGCUGUUGACCCUCGGUCAGAUUUCAAGAGUUAUGAUUGCUUCUGUGACUCUACCGAUGAAACUCAGAAAGGGAGGUUUUUUAAAACACGCAUGUGGUACUUCCCCCAUCUUUGUUUGGAUGUUGAUCUUGUUAAUGAGUGA